AUGCGCACACCCUGCACAUUGCUCGCCUUGCUGGCGUUGGUCACAUUGACGCUGACUCAAGGAUCAUCUCGUCCCUACGUGUUCCAUGCCAAUGAACUCCCCAUCCUGGAUGCCCUUGCCGCCUACAAUUACUCCAAUCCGCUGGGAUACAAGGCCAUGCUCAAAGCCGUGGAAGAGGAGGUUCACAUGCUGACAAGCACCGCAAUGUAUGUUGUGGUGCUUGAAGACGAUGCGACCACCGAGUCUGCCUCGGUGCUGUCCAGUGCCCUCGACUCCCUUGUGACCACCUUCAACCCAAUCGCUAUUACCUACAGCAUUGUCUCCACAAGUGUGCAAGAGUCAGCUCUGCAGUCAUUGACCUUUCUGCGGCGAGACAUGAUGUUCUUUCUCGAUGCCACGUUUGCCGUGCCCCCCGCCACCAUCUUUGGUCUUGCCGAUGACGAUGAUGAAGACCUCGUCACAACCGAGGUUCCCAAAACGACGGCUGAAGCCACCACAAGCACGGUCGUCUCCACAAGCACAACCUCAGAGGCAACCACAACCAGUGCGGAAGACUGCCCCGAGAUUGACGCCUGUGCUUGCCGGCCUGACGAAGUCCCAAACUUUACCUACAACACACGGGGCUGCGCCGUGAGCUGUGAGUGUCAGCCGGCCACCACCACCACCACCACUACCACUGGUCCGGCUACGAUGGAGACCUCAAUCCCAACCACUACUGAGGACUCCACAACGCCCGUCGUGCCCGUCAAUCCCAGUCAAAGCGGCCCGUACGGUCGACUGGCCGCAUCAGUCACGGGCUACAAUCUCACCAUGUACUUUGAGCUGUUGAACCAAACCGGUUUGCUCAGCAUUAUCGAACCUCAGAGCAGAGGCACGCUGUUUGUGCCCACGGACGAAGCCUUUGCCCUCUACGGCCAAGGCUUUUUCCAGCAUUUGGUGAUGAACCAGCCAAAUCUGCUUCGGGACAUUCUACUCAAUCACUUUGCCCUCACCCAGUACACCAGUCUGCAAAACGUCUCUGCCUUGGACAUGCUUACCGAUGAGGUAGCAGUGACUUUAAUCAACGGCAUUCCUUUCCUGGAGGGCUCGGUGGAGGUGCUGGAUGGACCCGCUUUGGGUGGCGCCCGCGCCGUCUACGUCAUCAACCUUUUGCUCGUGCCAAACCUUGCUGAUCCUCUCCCAACAACAACCACCACGCCCACUACCAUCCAAGCCACAACCACCUCGCGUAGGCCUGCCACACGGCCUCAAACCACGACCGCUCGACAAGCCAUCACAACACGCGCCCCUAUGACCACCGCUGCCCCUGGAGGCCCCUCGGCCCAACUGGAGGAUCUCGUCAACACUAGCCCUCUCAGCGGCUACAGCUUGACCAUCUUCCGCCGCUUGGUGCACGUGGCUGGCUUGGACGUGGUGUUUGAGGCCCUUGCAAACGCCACCAUUCUCAUUCCCACCGAUGCUGCCUUUGAGCAGCGGGCCGAGCUCAUUGCAUACCUCGAGCUGCCCGCUAAUCGUGCGCUUCUGCGCAGCAUCCUGCUUCACCACAUUGUGCCUCGUCGCAUUGUUACCUUUGCCAACGGUAAUUCGACGGUGCAGACGCUCAUGGGCGACCUCGAGGUCUUGCAAAUCAACGGCGUUGUCAUUAUUGAUGACGUGAUCUUGGUCCUGAAUGGCCCGGCGCUCCUGCAAACUGUCUUUGUCAACGGCUACGUCAUUGAUGGUAUCCUGUUUCCCGAUACGGAUACAUCUUACUCCACGCCCGAGCCCGAGAUUACUCAAGUUCCACCCGUGACCUCGGGGGCCGGUGUCUGUGAGCUGACCCCGGACGGCGCCUUCAUUACCACUGGCUCGUUUGGCUUGUGCGAGUGCGUUGAUGACGCUUUCAUGGCGGAUCUCAACGAUGACUGGACCCAGGUGGUGUGCGAUGAAUGUACCAACGUGGGUCAGCAGUACUGCGCCACUACCAUCCCGGCUUCGACCACCACCCCCUCCACCACCACGCUAACAAGCACUCCCACCGAGACCACGGCUCCGGACACAACCACCUCGACAACUCCCGAGGUUACCACAACUCCCAUUACCACCACGACAAUCAGCACAACUGCUCCUCUCACCAGUACUAGCCAACCUGAGACGAUGGCCACCACCACGACACAAGGUUUGGAGACAACAACAGUCACGACAACAAUGACGACGACCACCACCACCACGACAGCCCCCGCUACCACCACGACAGCCCCCGAUACCACCACGACAGCCCCCGAUACCACUACGCCAGCCCCCGCUACCACCACUACCACCACUAUUCCCACCACCACCAUUUUUCUCGACACCACGACAACACCCUCAGAUACCACCACUGUGAGCUCCACUCCCUUGCUCAAUCAGACAACCACUGCGGCGCCAACCAGUACGACCGGUAUUGGUGGGCCCAACUGCAAAUAUCUGGACUGGGUUUGCGUCUCACAGAGCGACUUUCCCGCCAACGGCAGUGAUGACACUUGCCCGUGCACGGCCGAAUGCGGCGGUGGCUUCCAGCUCUUCCGCAAAUUCGUCCUACCAGGCUCGGAUCCCGAUUGCCCUUCCCUUUUCUUGAAAAUCGAGUGCAACACUCAGGCGUGCCCGACCACUACCCCUCGCGCGCAGACGAGCAGUUCCACGUCGCGGGCCCCAGAUACAACUACUAGGCGCGCAGACACAACGACGCGGGCUCCCGAUACAACUACUAGGCGCGCAGACACAACGACGCGGGCUCCCGAUACAACUACUAGGCGCGUAGACACAACGACACGGGCUCCUGAUACAACCACGCAGCGAAUGGAGACCACGACCCGCCGUGCCGAGACCACGACCCGCCGUGCCGAGACCACGACCCGCCGUGCCGAGACCACGACCCGCCGUGCGGAUACUACUGCACGACCUGCGACCACCACCUCGGCAGUUGGGACAACCAUCAUCGGCUCGACAGAAGCCGUGGUUGACGGCGGGGGUGGAGGUGGUGGCAAUGAUGAUGGCUGGCUUCUGUCUUCGCUGUCCAGCUAUUCGGAGGAUUCAAUGUCCUUUGUCGACCUGGAUGCAGACGACUAUGCCGGAGGCUUUGGCACCGAGGGUGUGCUCGUGGAGAACCAAAUGUAUGGCAGCCGCCAAGGGAUUCUGAUGAACAACGGCCACUAUGGCACCCGCUUGCCCGUCAAUGCCCGCGGUGGUGGUGGUGCUGGUGGCAUGUUGACAAGCACAAGCCACACUACGUCCCAGACACAGCACAUGCAACAGCCCGGCAUGCAGUUUCCUCAGCACAUGCAGCAUAGUGCCAUGAGCAAUCGCUCGGCCGCCGCCACGUAUGUGCCCAUGACCACAUUUGCACGGCAGCAGAGCGAAAACAUCUACAGCGGACCCCUACCAGGCCACAACGCCGGCGUCGCUGUCCUUUCAAGCCAGACGGUUGAGGCGGUUCCGCGCCGGUACAGCCGUCCUGUUGUAUCCAGUACCCGACAUGCCUACGAAUACUACUCGCAAGCCACCCCGGGCACACCAUAUGAGAGCGUCUCUUCCCACAGCAGUGGACCCGCUCCUUUGGCGCAUUCACAGCACUCAGCUCGACCCCAACCACCCCCUCGGUCAGAGCCUCCCAUGUUGUUUUCGCGGCCUCCCAGCAUUCCCCCGCCCAUGGGACCACCGCCUGGCCAACGGCCCAGCAGUCGUCUGCAGUCAACGCAGGGCGCGCAGUCGGCUCAGGGUGAGACCAACGUCUGA
This is a messenger RNA of Monosiga brevicollis MX1, 3753 nucleotides long. RefSeq lists its product as uncharacterized. Gene Ontology annotation, molecular function: cell adhesion molecule binding. The record is from RefSeq and is a predicted model, not a curated record. Gene Ontology annotation, biological process: extracellular matrix organization; cell adhesion. Gene Ontology annotation, cellular component: extracellular matrix. The coding region runs from base 1 to 3753 and encodes 1250 amino acids. Lineage: Eukaryota; Choanoflagellata; Craspedida; Salpingoecidae. The transcript is spliced from 5 exons.